CCCCCCCUCUUUAUACUUUCUUCGUUCACUUUUUACAUACAAGACAUUUUUGCUCUAUUGUGCGUGGCGCAUUUCUGCGAACUCCGUGUUAUGCGCUACGAGUGAUCGUCUUAUCAUCGACUAAUAACAAUGUCUUCGUUGACGGAACUCCAGUCCCGACUAAAGGAGCUCUCGACCGCUCUGGCUGAUAUCCAUCCGCUGGUCUCUCGACUGCAGAACUUUACGACCGCCAUAGGACAGGGUGAUGACGCGCGCCUGGAGCUUGGGACGGAGAUCCAUGCGUUUCUGAAAGGGGCGGAGGAUCAGUUGGAGUUGUUGCGGGUGGAGGUGGAGGGUCUCGAGGCAGGUCCCGAGAGUCGACGGAAGGCGUUGGACAACGAGAAGGAAUCAGAGAGGGAGCGUGUGGUCGCGCUGGCGGGGCGGUUAGCAGAGGAACUGAAGAGGACAAGAAGAGAUUUCCGGAACGCGCAGCUACAAGCGAAACGCAAUGCCGAGACCGCACGCCGCAAAGAGAGGGAGUUGCUGUUUGCCCGGUCCCAGAGCGCCGACAGGAAAAAUCAGCCCGCCGAGAAGCUGACGCAGGAUGAGAUCGUGAAGAACGCUUCGAAUGAUGUUACGGCGGCGCUGCGGCGGACGCAUCAGUUGAUGCAGUCCGAGUUGUCGCGGAGCCAAUUCGCGCAGGAGACACUAGAGCAAUCCACCGCUGUCCUCUCGUCGCUGUCGGAAUCUUACACGGACCUGGACUCGCUCCUCGCCUCGUCGCGAAACCUCGUCGGUUCUCUCCUUCGAUCGCAGAAAUCCGAUACUUGGUACCUGGAGACGGCGUUUUACAUUCUUCUCGGAACUAUCGCUUGGCUCGUCUUCCGACGCAUACUUUACGGUCCUCUGUGGUGGCUUGUGUGGCUGCCGGUGCGACUACUGGCACGAUCUACCUUUGCAAUUCUAGGCGUGGUGGGCAUAACUAGUCGGGCAGUCCAGGCCUCUGACUCUGUUACUCCUGUCGCUCAGUUGGUGCAAGAGGCCCCGGUUGUGGCUCCGAAGGUGGAACCGACCGUGCAGAGUGCGGAGCAAGAGGCAGUAUGGGACCAGGUCCCUGUCACGGAUGAAACGGAGGAGGACCGCUUGAUUGACCAAAUCGGUGAAUUGGUAGAGGAGGUUGAACAGCAGGAGGAGACCAACAUAGACGACAUCUCGCCGGAGGAAAGGCAGAGGCAAGCGGAGCUGCCAAGGAAUCCUAAGAAGAGGAUGUUUGAAGCUACCGAGGUUCCCCACCAUAGGGAUGAACUAUAGAAGCAUAUCUAUAGCGAAUGCAAUG
Aspergillus uvarum CBS 121591 is the source of this 1315-nucleotide messenger RNA. RefSeq names its product putative protein transport membrane glycoprotein Sec20. Gene Ontology annotation, cellular component: SNARE complex; endoplasmic reticulum. The record is from RefSeq and is a predicted model, not a curated record. Gene Ontology annotation, molecular function: SNAP receptor activity. Bases 130 to 1290 code for a protein of 386 amino acids. NCBI's taxonomy places the organism in Eukaryota, Fungi, Ascomycota, Eurotiomycetes, Eurotiales, Aspergillaceae. Gene Ontology annotation, biological process: retrograde vesicle-mediated transport, Golgi to endoplasmic reticulum. The transcript has 3 exons.